UUUUAUUUUUUCAAAGAAAGACAAGGGAAAAGAAUAAGCAGAGGUGGUAAAAAUUGUUUUCAGUUCCCGACUGCAACAGAAUCCAAAUAAUCAAGUAAAUAGUCUAUUUGGAGGUUGGAACCUAUUCUGCAACGAAAAUGACAUUACCAGCUAAAGUAUUUACACUUUCGCGAACUGGUCAGCGUAUGUUUGGGACCAGUCUCCGCUUAUGUGCAGCUGGUAAAGAUAUAGUAACUGUACCGAAAGGUUAUGUGUAUGUCAACAAUAAAGAGCUAAGUAUGGAAAUUAAUGAGAUCACUGACCGCGCAGCAACAACCAUGUUUUUAGGAGAACUUUUCCGUGGUUUUGCUGUGACUUUGGCGCAUAUAUUUAAAGAACCAGCCACUAUUAACUAUCCAUUUGAAAAGGGUCCCUUAAGUCCACGUUUCCGUGGCGAGCAUGCUCUUCGUCGAUAUCCCAGUGGAGAGGAGCGUUGCAUUGCUUGCAAAUUGUGUGAAGCAAUAUGUCCAGCACAAGCCAUAACAAUUGAAGCAGCUACUCGAUCGGAUGGAAGUAGGCGAACAACACGCUAUGAUAUAGACAUGACCAAGUGCAUCUAUUGCGGUUUUUGUCAGGAAGCUUGUCCUGUUGAUGCUAUUGUUGAGGGCCCGAACUUUGAAUUCUCAACUGAGACACAUGAAGAAUUAUUAUACAAUAAGGAGAAGUUGCUUUGUAAUGGCGAUAAAUGGGAAUCUGAAAUUGCAUCGAAUUUGCAAGCAGAUCACUUAUACCGAUAAAUUAUUUGAGUUAGACUGACUAAAGUCCUCAAAUUCGUUAACUAUAUUAUACUUCAAUUUAGCUUGAAUAAAAGCAAAAGUUAAUGCAACACAUA
Molecule: messenger RNA, 871 nt
Organism: Zeugodacus cucurbitae (melon fly)
Lineage: Eukaryota; Metazoa; Arthropoda; Insecta; Diptera; Tephritidae
Gene: ND-23
Product: NADH dehydrogenase (ubiquinone) 23 kDa subunit
Exons: 3
Coding region: 138-776 (212 amino acids)
Biological process (GO): mitochondrial electron transport, NADH to ubiquinone; mitochondrial respiratory chain complex I assembly
Cellular component (GO): membrane
Molecular function (GO): NADH dehydrogenase activity; 4 iron, 4 sulfur cluster binding
Source: RefSeq, a predicted model, not a curated record